UGAAAUGGCUGCGCAGGUCGCUGCGGUGCGCGCCGUAUCCCGGGGCCCGGAGGAGUCACCCCCGUUACCCUCGGGGGACCGACCCGGCCGGCCCCGGGGUGGCGGCAGGAGGCGGCGGGGACCAGCUGGCGAGGCUGUCGGCGGCAAGCGGGCCAGGCUGAGCCAGCCGCUCCUAGUGGGGCCCAGCCCGGCGGAGCCAAUGCCCCCGGCCGCCCUGCCCGGCCUGCCCCCGGCCGCCGCCGCGGGGCUCUUCACCUUCUCUCCCCUCAGCCUACCGCAGGGACCUCCGCAGCAGGAGCGGCACCAUCACCACCGCCACCGCCCCGCUGGCGGCUCCGAGCCCGGCCAGCCUGCCGGGGCCAAGCCGCACAAGGGGAAGCGGGGGAGCACCGGGGACGGGGCAGCCGGGCGGCCCAGCAAGCGAGAAGCUCCAGAUGAAAAUGGCAAAACCCAGCGAGUCGACAGUCUUAUUAUGAAGAAGAUAAAGAAAAAGAAGAAAAAGAAACACCGGGAGGAUAUGAGAGGGAAACGCCUUAAAAUGUACAACAAAGAAGUACAAACAGUUUGUGCCGGACUUACUCGCAUCAACAAAGAGAUUCUGACUCAAGUACAGAGUGAUAACUCGGAAGUGACCAAGGAAUCCUUCAGGUAUCUGAAGGAUGAGCAGCUGUGUCGAUUGAAUUUGGGAAUGCAGGAAUAUCGGGUACCCCAGGGAGUUCAGACACCAUUUAUGACUCAUCAAGAGCACUCUGUUCGCAGCAGUUUCUUGAAAACGGGCACUAAAUUUAGUAACUUUAUUCAUGAAGAACAUCAGUCUAAUGGUGGUGCUUUGGUCCUUCAUGCCUACAUGGAUGAACUCUCAUUUUUGUCUCCAGUGGAGAUGGAGAGAUUUGCAGAAGAAUUUCUUGCUUUGUCAUUCAGUGAAAAUGAGAAAAAUGCAGCCUACUAUGCUUUAGCCAUAGUACAUGGCGCAGCUGCCUAUUUGCCAGACUUCCUGGAUUAUUUUGCUUUUAAUUUCCCUAACACUCCAGUGAAAAUGGAAAUUCUGGGCAAGAAGGACAUAGAAACGACGACUAUUUCAAAUUUUCACACUCAGGUUAAUAGAACAUACUGCUGUGGAACCUACAGAGCAGGUCCGAUGCGGCAGAUAAGUCUUGUUGGAGCAGUAGAUGAAGAAGUUGGUGACUACUUCCCAGAAUUUCUUGAUAUGUUGGAGGAAUCUCCAUUUCUGAGAAUGACUUUGCCCUGGGGCACUCUUUCUAGCCUCCAGCUUCAGUGCAGGUCACAAAGUGAUGAUGGCCCCAUAAUGUGGGUGAGACCAGGAGAACAGAUGAUCCCGACAGCAGAUAUGCCAAAAUCACCAUUCAAACGGCGCCGAUCAAUGAACGAAAUAAAAAACCUCCAAUACCUACCUCGGACCAGUGAGCCCCGUGAAGUUCUCUUUGAAGACCGAACAAGAGCCCAUGCUGAUCAUGUAGGUCAGGGGUUUGAUUGGCAGAGUACAGCUGCUGUAGGAGUGCUGAAAGCUGUACAGUUUGGUGAAUGGAGUGUCCAACCUCGAAUAACCAAAGAUGUGGUUUGUUUCCAUGCUGAAGACUUCACUGAUGUGGUACAGAGACUUCAGUUAGACUUGCAUGAACCUCCAGUGUCACAGUGUGUUCAAUGGGUGGAUGAAGCCAAGCUAAACCAAAUGAGACGGGAAGGCAUUCGCUAUGCUAGAAUCCAGCUGUGUGACAAUGACAUCUACUUCAUCCCCAGAAAUGUCAUUCAUCAGUUCAAAACAGUGUCAGCGGUCUGCAGUUUAGCCUGGCAUAUAAGGCUCAAACAGUACCAUCCUGUGGGGCAGUCUUCUCAAAAUGCAGAAAGCAAUUCAAACAUGAACAGUAAUAUCCCUGAAAAGACAGAGUCAGAAGGUGAACCCCAAUGUGUGAGUGUAAAAACAGAGUCUGAGGAACCAGGUGUAGAAAUGCAGCUUACAACAGGGGCACCAUCCUCCUCUUCCUUAAUUUCAUCAAUAUCGGGACUCGUUCUGCAACCAGAUCAGGUGGCCCAGCCUCUUCCAGUUCUUAAACUAGAAUCUGAUCAGCAACAUAAUCCACAGGAUCACACAGACUCUUCUGUGUGAUAUGUACAUAGUCAAACAUUUUUUAACAACUUUUUAAAAUUUUGAUGUGAAGUUAUAGUUUUAUAACUUGCUUAUGUUUUAUUGGAGAAAUCUUGCCUAUAAUUCUAUAAAGAAACGUGACAUUCCAAAAUGUCAAGCAUAUCUUUUUUACACAGAUUAUGCAAAAGAUCAAGUUGUAUUUUACUCCCAUAGUACAGCAUGUAAUAGUGGUCUACCACUUCUUUCUGUUUAAUGAGGUAAUAAUUCAAUAUCUCCUCAUCAAAAUCAGAAUGGAAUUCCUCCAGGCGCUAAAAAUCACAGAACUAUCUUGGUAAAUCUAAUUCCCCUACUUAAUUUUUAAUUUAGCCUUCACCAUAAAAGGACGACUUCUGUAGAAGACUCUCCCAUCUGAUUUUAAUUGCUAAAAUCAAAGAGAAAGCACAGCACUUUUGAUGAUCAGUGAUGUUUUGGUCUGUCUGUUCUUAAAUUCGUGGUGGAUACUCAAAUUACUAGAUGUAUAGAUCUUUUAAUUUUUAAUUGUUAAACAGUUCAUAAAAAGGUGAAGUGUGACAUCUUAUCCCAUUGAAAUGUAAUCACUUAGACACAACACUUUCCAUAGUACUGCUUGUAAUGUUUGAUGUGAGGAUUUUGCUUCCUAAAUACAUCUUUCCUGAACACGACUAAUUCUAGUGUUAAUUUUUUUUUUUUUUAAAGGCAGUCUCAUGGAGGUAACUGCAUUCUUGUCUGAGCACUUUAAAGCAUUAAAAUACUAACAAUCUUGGCAGCUUGUUUUGAUAAAUUCACAAUAAGCAUCUGAUGGAAAACAUCCUCUCCCUGGUAAUGAUGCACUUAAUCUAAUAGAGUUGGGUCAGUGAUAACCGAUUUAUAUUGGUUGUCCUUAUUCUCUGAAGUUCUGUAUUGCUAUUUCAAAAUAAAAUAUUAUGGCAUUGGGUUGCUGUUUCCACUUGUAGCUCUUGGGUACCCUGGUGCUGUGUUUGCAAAAUCAGUGACACAAGCUAAUAUGUUGAGUGUCAUCUGCUGACAUAGUUCUUUUUAUAGUCUUAUGAUAUUUCUGGAUGUUUGUGUGAUCUGUAUUUGACUUUCACUCACCACUUAUAUAACAACUGUCUUUUCUAGUCAUCAGAAAGAAGAGUUCCCCCCAUACCUAGGAUACAAACUUGAUUUUGGUGUCACUGAAGUUGUCCCCAGACAACUUCAUUGUUCUAAUUCUCACUGGGGUAGGAGAGAGAUUUCUAACACUAUAUUAGAAUAAGGAAAAGAAAAGAUGCUGUGUUAUUAGUUCUGGGUGCAUCUUUUAAAUAUCAAUUAUGAAUCUUCUUUUUAAAAAGGUUCUGAAAUAUGUUAAUCUGUUAUUAUAAAUAUUACUUUGUGCAAUAUUGUUUUGUGUAGACUUAUAUGCAUCUUAGCACCUCAAUAUAGAGGUCACAAUUUUAAACUGAUAGCAAAAUAAUCAUCAGAAAAUACUGCAGUGAUUAGUUAGAAUCUGUAUUACUCCUUAUAUAUGUAUAUGUACGUAUUGUCUUCAGUACAAAAAUGAAGACCAAUUAGAAAAUAUUUCAGACUAAUUUACAGAUUGAAGUGGUGGUGACUUGUUUAGUAAUCUGUGUAAAUAAGGUGUUAGAAUGGAAAGCUUUUAUGAAAAGUAAUAUGAUUCAUGCAGGGGUAUAAUUUAAUUUUAGCAAAAAUUCUAGAUGAUCAAAGCUGGUUCAGAAACAGGCCCUCUGUUCUCUGGCAUUUUUCCCACUUUUUUGUUGAGAAGAAUUUUAUAGAGCUUUAAUGGGUUGUGCAAAGUAAAAUUCUUCACAGGCAAUAUUGGUUUCAGUGCCUCUUUCAUGUUCACGCUGGUUAAUAUCAUGUUAGUGUUAUUUUCCAUUUCUUUUUUAACUCACUCUGCUUGUCUUCCAAGUGCUCAUUUCCCUUCUCCCAGGUGGUAUUCAUUGGCCAUGUCAAAGAUGGUAUCAUCAUCUCUAAGUCAUUGCUAACUAAUAAGGUGAUUGUCCCUUGACAGUCAGCACUGUGUAUAAUCACUCAGGAACUGACAUAUCUUCAAAGACCUUACAAUUGAAGGAAAAGCUAUUCAUCCCUUUAUAAAACCAAUUCUCCCCGUAUAUCUUGAAAUUCAAAAAUUAAACAUACUUCGGCUACAAAGGUUCACAAUUUAAGACGCACUAUGCACCAUUAUUUUUUAUUUGUAUUCCUUUAGAGCUUGAAAUAAAAUGAAAAGAGAGACAUAUAAUUUGGAAAUGUGUAUUGGAAGUCUCUCUCUUAAACUAUAUUAAAUAGCAUGCUUUUAAACUAAUGCAUACAGUAGACCAGCAGAGUGCUUCACACUGUUUUCAAAACAGCAUCCUACUUGUGUGAAAUAAUCUAUUCUUUCUAAAGUAUCAAGAAAAAUCACUCUUUUACUUCUGUGGACUGAAUGCCUUUAACCACUGUACCAUACUUUCCUUUUACUCACUUAGUUUACUAGUUCAAAACGUAAAGUCAAGUUGAUGUCCUCCUCUUCAUUAUAAAUUAGUCAUCGAAUGAUUUGGAUGAUGUUGCUAUUAUUUUGAUGUUGUAAGCCUGAGGUAGAGAUUAAUAGAUGUUUGUUUCAGAUAAAAUUUCAUGAAGCUUUCAAUUUUAUAACUUUGUUCUUAAUUUUACCUGUACAAAUUUUAAUCCUUUAAUGAAAUAGUAAUGCAGUGUUUCUCAAACUGG
This is a messenger RNA of Malaclemys terrapin pileata, 4825 nucleotides long. It is a transcript of the gene RSBN1, whose product is annotated as round spermatid basic protein 1. NCBI's taxonomy places the organism in Eukaryota, Metazoa, Chordata, Testudines, Emydidae. Bases 5 to 2125 code for a protein of 706 amino acids. The record is from RefSeq and is a predicted model, not a curated record. The transcript is spliced from 7 exons. Gene Ontology annotation, cellular component: nucleus.